AUGUCUGAUAGUAAUAGACGACAAAAAGAAUUACAGAAGCAACAACGGCAGCAGACAAUUGCUCAUGAAGAAAUUGUUCAGGAAGAGAUAGUUACUGAUGAAUUGGCCAAUGAUACACAGGGAAUUUCUGAAGAAAUUAUGGAAGAAGUUGACGUUGAAGGCGAAGUGGAGGGUGAUGUGGAAUAUCGAUUACAAGCUGACGGCUCCUAUAGAGUGAUUUGUCCGUCACGUAAUAGUAUUCCGUCGGGAAGUAGACAUUCACAUUCACCUUAUGACGAUUCGCAGCAUGGGGGAGUACGUUUUGAAUCAUUGAAUUCUGUAAAUGUCGGGGAAUCAGGCGAUAGCCAGUUGAGUGGUUCCGAAGCAGGACAGAUUCAGACAGGACGUGUCGUUCCGGCACAUGUUUUUGCGGUUCGAGGAAAUAGGAUAUAUCGUAUUGAUCGCUCAGGUGGUUCAACUACCACCACACCAGUGCGGACACUUAGUGAGACGAAUCGUGGAGCAAUGGAUCAGAACUGGAUAUGCCAAGAAACAGCCACAUGUGCAGCUGGCAUGUAUUUUCAGAAAACAGAAUCAAAUUGGCGAAAACGUGAAGUGUCAUCGAAAUCAAAACCUCUGAAAACUGGGCCUCUUAGUCCACCCCUAGCUUAUCGGGCUGCUCAGGCUAAUGUUCAACGUAACAGGGUAUUCACUCCAAUGUUGGCAGCUAAAUUAGCUCCAAAGAAGCGACCUCUUGGUUCGAAAAAACCAUGCCAUUGCACACGUUCAAUGUGUUUGAAAUUAUAUUGUGAUUGUUUUGCAAAUGGAGAAUUUUGUAAUGAUUGUGAUUGCAAAGACUGCAAAAAUACAAUUGAAUAUGAAAUUGAAAGGACGCGCGCUAUUAGAUUGUCACUUGAGCGCAAUCCGAAUGCAUUCAAGCCAAAAAUCGGUGUUGCUACUAACAGACAAGUGGAACCAGAGCGAUUGCACCAAAAAGGAUGUCACUGCAAGAAAUCGAAUUGUUUGAAGAAUUAUUGCGAAUGUUAUGAGGCAAAAGUGCCCUGCACUGAUCGAUGCAAAUGUAUUUGUUGUCGAAACACCGAAUCGGAUCGGGCAGCACGUUUGGCAAAUACGAAAUCAGCUUCAGCAUUGACUGAUGUUCGUUCUGCUGCCACUUUGGGCAGUGCAGAUUUUCAUAAGGCGACGUUGUACAGCGAUGAGGAUAGCGAUGAUGAAGUCCAAGAACCGAGUGAUCCUAAAACGUUACCUUGGUUUUAUAUGACGGAUGAAGUAGUGGAAGCAGCAACGCUAUGUCUGGUAGCACAAGCAGAAGAAAUUGAAUCUAGCGGGAAGGCAACUCAAGUAGAAAUAGAAAAAGCAAUUUUGAAGGAAUUUGGUCGCUGUUUGGGACAAGUUAUUGAAAGUGCUUUGAAAAAUUCGAAGAAAACCAUCGAAAGCUAA
Messenger RNA from Acanthocheilonema viteae, 1440 nucleotides. The record is from the annotation of a GenBank genome assembly. Lineage: Eukaryota; Metazoa; Nematoda; Chromadorea; Rhabditida; Onchocercidae.